CAUGUGCUCGGUAAGGAUUCUGAAGAUUUCUUUGAGGGAGCCCCAGAGGGACUCUGGAACGGCAUUUUGGUUCAGGAAAAGAUGGCGCAACUGAAGCCCAGAUACUCUUGUGUGCACGAAGCAAAAUUUAAUCCUCCGAGCAGCUCCAGCGGAGGCACUGCCGCGUUCCCGUCGGAACACACCCAGGAACAACGCGGGCACGGCGCUGUUUCCUAUGGCCGCCCGGAAGCCUCUCCUCCCGUGACUCCCAGAGCGCCCCGCUUCCAGAGGCACAUCCUGCGGGACCGGGCCGACCCUGCCUCCUCCCGCCCGCGGGAAGAUGCCCAAGAAAGGAGGGAAGGUUGCAGACGUGGCAAAGGAGGCACAGGCUCAGUGCAAACGGCCCAGAUUGGACACAGCUGGUUCCUCAUCAGUCCUGAGUUUUGAGAGCCCAGACAGCCUCUUCAGGAGCCUCAUCUCUCCCAUCAAAGAAGAGGAGUUUUUCAGGGACUACUGGGAGCAGAAGCCACUGCUUGUUCAGAGAAAUGAUGUCCAGGUGGCUGCUUACUACCAGUCCCUGUUCCAGCUGGCACACCUGAAGGAGCUGUGCAGCCAGGGCCUGUACUACGGGCGAGAUGUGAAUGUCUGCAGGUGUGUCAACGGGAAAAAGAAGGUCUUAAAUAAAGAAGGCAGAGUGAAUUACAUGCAGCUGAAGAAGGAUUUUGACCAGAAGAAGGCAACAAUACAGUUUCAUCAGCCUCAGAGAUUUAAGGAGGAGCUGUGGAAGAUUCAGGAGAAGCUGGAGUGUUACUUUGGGUCUCUGGUGGGCUCCAAUGUUUACAUCACUCCCCAGGGGUCUCAGGGCCUUCCCCCUCACUACGAUGAUGUUGAGGUGUUCAUCCUCCAGCUGGAAGGAGAGAAGCACUGGCGGCUCUACAAACCCACGGUGCCUUUGGCUCGGGAGUACAACGUUGAGCCCGAGGAGAGGAUUGGGAGUCCCACACAUGAGUUCAGAUUAAAGCCAGGUGACUUACUGUACUUCCCAAGAGGGACUAUUCACCAGGCUGACACUCCUCAUGGGAUCUCCUAUUCAACACACGUGACCAUCAGCACCUACCAAAACAACUCUUGGGGAGAUUUCUUACUGGAUGCAAUUCCUGGCCUGGUGUUUGAUACAGCAAAAGAGGAUGUGGCACUGAGGACAAGCAUUCCAAGGCAACUGCUCAUGCAGGUGAACACAGCUGACUGCACCAAAAAGCUGAGCAGCCUUCUGAGAAGGCUUGCAGACAGUCUGGAGAACUCCAGGGAACUGAGAUCAUCCGACAUGAAGAAGGAUUUCAUCACGCACCGGCUGCCGCCGUGCUUGGGAUGUGACUCUGAUCCUUUGACUCCAGGUGGGAAAUUGCCAAAAAUAGAUAGCAAAAUCAGACUGCAGUUUAGAGACCAUGCUAUCAUCACUGUGGAACCAGAUCCAGAGAAUGCUGAUGAAAUUCGCAGGGACAUGGUUUAUGUGUAUCAUUCCUUAAAGAACAGGAGAGAAACUCACAUGAUGGGGACAGGGGAUGACACUGCCAGUGAGGACGGCCUGGCACAGCAGACUCACGGGCUGCGGUUCCCUUUGUCAUACUUGGAUGCACUGAAGCAGAUCUGGAGUAGCAGCACUGUUACUGUUAAAGAGCUUAACCUUACCUCAGAUGCAGAGAAAGAAAACCUGGCCUUGUCACUCUGGACUGAAUGUCUGAUUGAAGUUCUUUGAUGCUUCUGUGAAUUAGCUGCUCCUGGCUAUUAGGCAUCUCUUGAGACCAAGGUUUAUUAAAUUAGGUUUUUUUAAUCCA
This is a messenger RNA of Passer domesticus (house sparrow), 1814 nucleotides long. RefSeq names its product ribosomal oxygenase 2 (gene RIOX2). The record is from RefSeq and is a predicted model, not a curated record. Bases 320 to 1735 code for a protein of 471 amino acids. Gene Ontology annotation, cellular component: nucleolus. The transcript is spliced from 10 exons. Gene Ontology annotation, molecular function: histone H3K36 demethylase activity; histone H3K4 demethylase activity. Lineage: Eukaryota; Metazoa; Chordata; Aves; Passeriformes; Passeridae.